Verticillium nonalfalfae is the source of this 1125-nucleotide messenger RNA. RefSeq names its product peroxisome biogenesis factor 10 (gene PEX10). Gene Ontology annotation, biological process: protein import into peroxisome matrix. Gene Ontology annotation, cellular component: peroxisomal membrane. The record is from RefSeq and is a predicted model, not a curated record. The transcript has a single exon. NCBI's taxonomy places the organism in Eukaryota, Fungi, Ascomycota, Sordariomycetes, Glomerellales, Plectosphaerellaceae. The coding region runs from base 1 to 1125 and encodes 374 amino acids. Gene Ontology annotation, molecular function: zinc ion binding.
AUGACCACAACAUCAACGACAUUUCCCUACCCCUACGCCGCGGCACCCGACAUAAUACGCGCCCAUCAGAAGGACGCCUACUUUAAGGGCACCCUCUCCAACACGCUCUCCGACAUUCAUCGCCGUCUCCUCGGCGCCCGCUCCGCCCACGCACACCUGCCAACAACGCGCGCCUUUGCCGAGACGCUCUACCUCUCGCUGACGACACUCGUCGGCAACCGCACGCUCGGCGAGGAAUACUGCGACGUCAUCCAGAUCGACACAUCGCGCCACGGCGCCGCCCGUCUGCCCGCGUUGUCCCGGCGCGCCGCCUACAUCCUCGCGAGCGUCCUGCUCCCGCACCUCGGCGCCCGCGCCCUGCCCUCGCUACGCACCCGCCUGCGCCUCUACCUCGAGGGCCGCCUGCACACAGCCCGCAACAAGGGCCGGCCGCGCGACGCCGCCGUGUGCCGCUACCUCCUCGCCCACCUGCCGACCUACACCUCGGCCGCGCCCCUGCACGCCCUGACCCUCGCCACCUUUUACUUCUCCGGCACCUACUACGAGCUCGCCAAGCGCCUCCUCGGCUUCCGCUACCUCUUCACCCGCACCGUGCCCUCGACCCCCGACCGCGCCGGCUACGAGCUCCUCGGCCUGCUGCUCGUCGUCCAGCUCGCCGUGCAGUCCUACCUCCACGUCCGCCAGACCCUCGCCUCCUCGGCCGACGAAGCAGCAGCAGCGGCGGCGGCAGCAGACCGCCGCGACGCCUCAUCCCCCUCCGCCACCGACGUCUCCAUGUCCGACAACGCCUACGCCCCCAACAUGUCGGUCCUGCUACCGCCCUCACCCGGCGAUGCCGCCCCGCGCCAGGCCCGCGUCGAUAUCGCCGCCCUGACACACACCCCCGUUCCCGCCGGUGCCCCGCGCUACGACCUCGACGACGCCGCCGUCAUGGCCUUUGUCGCCGGCGCCCAGCAGCGCAAGUGCACCCUCUGCCUCGAGCCCAUGCGCGACCCGGCCGCCACGGGCUGCGGUCACGUCUUCUGCUGGUCCUGCAUCGGCGACUGGGUCCGCGAGAAGCCCGAGUGUCCGCUCUGUCGACGGGAGGCCCUGGUGCAGCACAUCCUGCCCUUGCGCGUCGCGUGA